Messenger RNA from Wasmannia auropunctata (little fire ant), 522 nucleotides. RefSeq names its product embryonic polarity protein dorsal-like. Gene Ontology annotation, biological process: inflammatory response; cellular response to stress; non-canonical NF-kappaB signal transduction. The record is from RefSeq and is a predicted model, not a curated record. Gene Ontology annotation, molecular function: DNA-binding transcription factor activity; DNA binding. The transcript has 3 exons. NCBI's taxonomy places the organism in Eukaryota, Metazoa, Arthropoda, Insecta, Hymenoptera, Formicidae. Gene Ontology annotation, cellular component: cytoplasm. The annotation marks the transcript as partial.
GGUGUCAACAGUACACCGGAGAAUAAAACAGUCCCUAGUAUACGAAUCGUGGGCUACCAGGGUCGCGCUAUGGUGGUUGUGUCCUGUGUAACAAAAGACGCUCCAUACAGACCGCAUCCACACAAUCUCGUUGGCAAAGAGGUGUGCAAGCAGGGUGUUUGUACGGUAAUGAUUCCGUCAUCAAAUAUAGCUGUUACCUUCUCGAAUCUGGGCAUUCAAUGUGUGAAAAAGAAAGACAUCGAAGAGGCUCUCAGAGUGCGUCAGAAGUUACGAGUAGAUCCUUUUAGAACUGGUUUCGAACACAGAAGGCACCUGAAUCAAAUAGAUCUUAACGCGGUGAGAUUAUGUUUCCAAGUUUUCUUAGAAGGAGAUUUGGACAAGCCGUUACAGCCUAUUGUGUCUGACCCUAUUUAUAAUAAAAGUAUGUAACGUACUAUAUGUCAUUUUAUAUAAAAUGUAUAUACAUAUACAGUGCAGGCCAAAACUGUGAAAACAUUUUUAACAGUUGUCAUUUUUCAGAUU